Falco peregrinus (peregrine falcon) is the source of this 5780-nucleotide messenger RNA. It is a transcript of the gene CCDC148, whose product is annotated as coiled-coil domain containing 148. NCBI's taxonomy places the organism in Eukaryota, Metazoa, Chordata, Aves, Falconiformes, Falconidae. The transcript has 15 exons. The record is from RefSeq and is a predicted model, not a curated record. The coding region runs from base 212 to 2029 and encodes 605 amino acids.
GCAGCGGCGGGCGGGGGACGGGCCGGGCCAGUGGGAGCGGCCCGCCGAGGGACGCGGCGGUCCCGCACCGCGCCCGAGGUGGCUGGAGGCGGGGGCGCCCGCAGGGCGCGGCCGCCUGCGUGGGCGAGGCCGCUGGGGCGAGAGGCUCCUCCGGUGCCACUGCGGAGCCCGCCGGCCUCCUCGCGGUAUAAAAAAUAAAUAACAAAUAAAAAUGAGUGAACUGGACCAUGGAAUGUUCUUUACAACUCAAAGGAUUAGUGAUGUAGAAAAUCUGGUGUUUCCUAUGAGGAAUGGUCUUUGCAGCCAGAAGUAUAAACCUGUUGACUACAAACAUCUACAUGAACUUGCUGCAGAAGAAAAGCUGACAUCUGCAAAAAUUCAAUUAAAGAUUAAAAAAAUUGAGCAAGUUUCAAAAAUUAACAAAGAGCAAAUGCUACUGAAACAGCAUCGGCAAGUAUGGUGGCAAGAGCAUAAAAGGCUGAGUGAGAACAGGCAAAAAGCAGAAGCAGAAAUGAAGACUUUUCUUGAUGAGGAAAGCCAUAAGCACAACUUUUUUUUGGAUAUGAGGGACUUGGAACAUAAAUUAUCGAAGGAGCGGGAUACAUACCAAAGAGAUACUGUAGUUCCUGUCUGGCAACUAAAAGAGCGUUUGAAAUUCAGGCUGUCUGAAGUGCAGCGUUACCUCUCAGAAGAAUCUUGUCUGAAAUCUAAGAUCGAUCCGGUUGAGGUGUUACAGCAGAUCAAAUUUGUGAAGAAGCAACAGAAGGCAAUUUUGGAAUUCCUUAUCCUUGAAAGUCUGGCUUUGGAAAAAGAGCUUGAAGACUAUAUAACAAAAGUAUUAGUGCAUUCUUUUGAAGAGGAAGAAGGACUUUUCCUUGAAGUUCCUUCAGCACUACUGUCUCUGGAAUGCCCCUACCCUGAUUUGAAGGCCUUAGUUAUUAAUGAAUACCGAAAGCUUGCAAGUGGGUACUGGUCUAAGCUUCAAGAGAUUGAUCAACAGUUAAAAGUUUUAUAUAGGAACACUGAAUGGACAGAAGAAGUUCAGUGGGUUUUUCAGACUGUUAUCAAUCAGUAUCCAGGCAAUCUCCAGAAUAGGAGGACUUUGUACCUGGAUGUGCUGCAGAGAUACCUUCCUCACAAAUCCAGGCAUGAGCUGGUUGCUCAUGAGAAAGCUUGGGAUCAUUACCAUUUCAUUAGGAAUCAGCGCAGAGUCUUGAUAUUAAAUUGGGCUCAGGCUAGGAAAGCCUUUUUGCUUAAGGCAGUGACGACUGUUGCUGAAGCCUGUGCUGCUCGUGAGGCAGAAGUAACGUUGGCUAAUACCAGGCAAAAGCAACAAGAGAUUUGUGCUGAUCUGAAAGCAAAGGUUCUCCAGUGGAAAGCCCAGGAGGAAGAGGCUACUGAACGAGAAGCUGCUGUAGCUGCCAGAAGAAAAGAAAAGAAAGAUGAGGAAGAAAGGCUACAGAAAGAACGGGAAAUGAUUCAUAGAGCUCAGGAGAAAGAGAAAGUGAAGAAGUACCGGGCUGAGAAACAGCUCAAGUGGCAAGAACAGGAAGAGAAAGAUCUACAACAUCUGAAGGAGUUAAGAAAAUUAAUGGCUGAACAAGCAGUUAAAGACAGAGAAAGGGUAAAGUAUAGACAAGCAUUACUAGAAAGACAGUUGCUGGAGAAAAAGGAACUGGCACUUCAAGAAGCACGUGAAGAAGAGAAAAAAAAGAAACGCCUUGAAGCACUCCGACAACAGGUUGCCAUUGCUGCAAAAUCAGAUCCGGCUAGAGUAGUGGCUGAUACGGUGGCAUCUAAAGCUCGGAUGGGCAUUGGGACCAAAGAAGAGUUUGGUCUUCAGAAGCCACUGUUUAAGUUGCAUACGUACAGUGAACAGCAGGUCAUUUCUGACCCUCGACUUCGUGUUGAGCUAGCUCUUCGAGAAGCUGGACUUCAUAAAACACUUUAUGCAAAAGAGAUUUUACCAAAAAUUCCUCCACUGAAGCUUCCAAGAAGAGAUAUGGAAUCUACAGUCUUUAAAACGUAGAGCAUCUCUCUCAUAUCAAGAGCAGAGAAGCUUCAGGGGUAUUGUCUGACCUAUAAUGUGAAAACUUCAAAUAAAAUCCCCAUAGGCUGUGCCAUAGAGCUACUUGGUUCUCAGUGUGUGCAGUCAUUCAGAAAAGCAGUGUGCCUUGCUCGUGCAAUGCUAACCAUUUUACACCUGUCUUGGUGAAGAUUUUAUCGAGGCUGCUGUAGUGUAAUUCCCUGCGUCUGUUUCUGCUGGGGGAAGGACACCUGCACAUGAAAGACUCCUUACAGACAUUACAGGCCAGUCUGAUGUGUAGCAUCUUAAGCAGGAACUCUGUUUUUAAAUUGGCACCGUAAAUCCAAAAUAGCUUUGCAGAACAGUCGCAUUAGAUUAUAUUAUAUGUGAAUACACCCUGGAACUUUCAUUCCAGAUUUCUUGAGAAUUUGUUUCUUUUAAUUAUAAAAUCUUCAUGGCUGUGAAUGUUUGUAUAACUCCUUGUUUAUUGUAAGAAGAAACUUAACCUUUGUCUAUAUUUAGAAACCAAUUUGCUGCAUCAUAUUUACUGCAAAUCGGUCAUACAAUUUCAUAUUGCAGAUUAGUCUUUCAGUAUAAAUUAGAAAUUAGAAAUAACAUUUCAGAUCUGGAAUCUUUAUAUUUUGGAUCUGAAACUACUGAACAUGAUUCUGUUAAAUGAAAGGGAAAUUGUUGUCAUUUCUUUUUUUAACUGAUUAUGUUUUCAAGCCUUACAUAAGAUGAGUGUAAAAGGUAUGUGAACAAAUUACAAUUAGCAGUUUAACCAAAAAUUUCUAAGGACAAUGAAUGUCAGAAAGAUCUGAACAUCCACAGUUUCGUAUCUAAGUAAUGAUAGGAACUUCAUUAAUGUAGCAUUGUGAUGCCCUGUAGGUCUUAUUGGAUCACAUACCUACGCUGCCUUGUGAAACGCAGUAAUUCCUCACUGUUGAGAGGAGAGGCUGAGGAUCGGGGUGGAGGGAGAGCCCUGUCUGUGCUCCCCCAGCAAACACCCAGAGAGUGUUUUUACUGCUGGCCACUACAUGCUACCUCCUUACCCAGCACAGCCGAUGGGCCCUCUUCUCCUGACACCUCCACACCAAAUGUUUUGCAGUCAGAGACAAGCAAUGGUAACUUCUCACACCUCAAACCGAGAGUAACAUAGGCAAAACCUUGCAGGGUAAGCCUGACCUCAGCAGGUCCCUGAGAACCUGGGGAGGGAGGUUUGCUCCCACCGGGGUGCUCACGGGUGCAAAGCCAGAAGCAGACGGAGGCUCUAGGAAGGGUGCCUGGAAGGUGGGGGAAGAGCUGGCACAACAGACCUGCUGAGAGCAAGAAAGUUUAAAACCAGGAGCAACACAACCUGAGUAUUGAAGCUAAGUUCUUUUAACGGAGGAGAAAUGCUACAGAGUGUGCCCGAAAGCUGUGGGAGCUGUACAUCUUCUGGAUUUAGCUUUUCCGUAUUUGUGCUAAAAUUACAAUUCUGCAUAUAUUUGUGCAUUUUAUUUUGGUAUGUCAUUUGGGGUAACAUUAUUUUUAAAACACACUUGGCCAGCUUCACAAUUUGUUGGAUGUUCCUGCAGGGGAGACCAGCAUUGCUUUUCUUCUCCUUUGGAGACCAGAUUGGCUGCUAGACUGCUUCCCAGAAAUGGGAGAUUCCAAACUUAAGGCAGUUGAGGGGCUUUUUUCUUGCAUUUAAAAGCAGAUCUACAAGAUAGUUUCAGUGGUGCAAAAUCAUUUCAGAUUAUAGUUGUCAUCUUUUAUAAAUACUGAGACAUACAUGAAAAAAGAGUUUAAAUGAAGCAGCUGUUUGUUUUUGAAAUAAAGUGCACUGAGUUUUAGGCAGUGUCUUGCAAUUGUAUCCACGUCUGUUGCUUCUCAGGGAAUAGACUGAGUAGAAGUCUGCUUACACCGAUGAGGCUGUGUCAGCUCACUGCAGCCAUGAAUCGGGGCUCGUUCUUGAUACGGAGAGCCCAGAGUGAGGCUUUUUAGAGGGAUUUACGUGUAACAGUGGAGAAUGAAAAACAAGCAGGUCCCUGAAACUGGUUUCAGGUAUUUUGCUCAGUUGCUCAGCACACCCAGAGGCUGCUCUUGCCAGGAGAGCUCCUGCAGACCCCCUUGGCCACCCUCCCUGGCCUGGCCACGCUCCUCUCGUGUGCUCCUCCUGCGGGAGUGGGGUGGGUUUGUCUUUGUCUUCCUCUUCCUCACUUAGCACUGUUCAUGAGAGAUGAUCAAAACCCUUCAGGAAGUGAAGGUGCUUAAAAUGACAUUUGUUUUCGUGAUAAAUGCCAUCCACCCUUUUUUUAAAAAAAAUGAAAUUUUGCAAGUUAUUUUUGUGCAAAAAUGUAUGAAAUUACUCGUACAUGAAAACAGUAAUUUAGAAAAUGUUAAUGGGAAAUAGACUUCUCAACCAGCAUCCCUUGCAGCCCUACUUUGUUGGUUGUGACUUGGUAAGGGUAACCGUUCCGAGCUCAGCUAUCCUUUAUGCCAGUGUAUGAAGUGUAUGCAGUUUGAUGGGCAAUCUGAUUUUUUUAAAGCCUGGGAAAACCUUCUCUUUGAAAAUUAUUUGGUUUCAAGAUACACUACUUCUCUGUCAAUUCUGGUAGUCAGAAAAGUGGCUGAAAUGUGAAAUAGUGCCCAAAAGUCAAGUACCCAGCCGGCGCAAGAUCAGUUGGUGCAGUAUCCAGCUGCUGCAAAACAUUUAAAGUUUGUGCCAGCUUAUGUGCACAUAACCUUAUAUGCACAUUUACAUGUGUAUUUAUAGAAAAAGAAAAACAUAACUGAUUUGAGUUCUGACCCCUCUGAGAAUAGAGAGGGCUUUGCAGUAAUGGUCAAUAUUUUGAAAAGCAGUGCACCAAGGACACGCCUUCUGAGCGACUCAGCUGAAGCCCUUCAAGAGCAUCAGACUUAGAAUGGGCAGCAGAAAAAAACAUUUAAUGACAUAAUCAUUAAGCUAAAACCAAAAUGAGAAAAACAAGAGUCUCUUCACUGGACAAUGUUCUAGAAUAUAGAGAGCUCACUGUCUCCUGCAAAGUUGAUGACCAAGACUGUGUCGCUGUAAGCUAUGCAGAGCAAGCCUCGCCUAGUAUAUUUUAUAUAUAUAUAAUUUAUAUUAUAUAGAGAGAUAUAUGUUAUAUAUAUGAUUAUAUUAUUUUUUAUUUUUAUAAUUAUAUAUAAUAAAUAUAAUAAUUGAAUUAGGCAAAAUGUUAAAAGUAUCGUGUUUCUUUUCCCGGAGUGGCUUUAAAUUGUUUUCACAAAGGACUUCCGGUGCUUUGCAAUUGCUAUAGAAGUUUCUUGAGUGGACUUCGGACGUACAGAACUGAGUUGGAAUGUGUCCUGGUUUCAGGCUGGGAUGGAGUUCAUUUUCUUCUCCGUAGCUGGCGCAGCGCCGUGUUCUGGGUGUAGUACGAGUGUAACGUUGAUCACACAGCGGUGUUUUAGUUGUUGCUAAGUCAUGCUUACCCCAAGGCAAGGGCUUUUCAGUUUCCCAUGCUCUGCCAGUGAGGAGGGGCAGUAGAAGCCGGGAGGGAGCAGAGCCAGGACAGCUGACCCCGGCUAGCCCAAGAGCUAUUCCAUACCAUGGAGCAUCAUGCUCAGUACAGAGUCUGGGGGAGCUGACCGGGACUGCUGGUCGCUGCUGGGGGGCUGGCUGGGCAUCGCUCAGCAGGCGGGUGAGAAGCUGCAUUGUGCAUCACUUGGGGGGUUUCUUGGGCGUUGUUCCUCUCUCUGUUUUCUCCCUUUUCAUUACAAUUAGUAGUAG